Molecule: messenger RNA, 1671 nt
Organism: Saccharomyces paradoxus
Lineage: Eukaryota; Fungi; Ascomycota; Saccharomycetes; Saccharomycetales; Saccharomycetaceae
Exons: 1
Coding region: 1-1671 (556 amino acids)
Source: RefSeq, a predicted model, not a curated record
AUGAUACAGCAGGGUUCUUCCUCGAGGAGGAGUUUACAUGGUAAUGAUUUUCACACACUCGCUUCUUCAAGGAGAGAUUCUUUGAAUAUUCCUAGGGCUGUGGGCGCUAGAUCUGCGUCUACGAUAGAUCUGUUCUAUAUACCGGAUGCCACCGUCUCAAGAAGGCACUCUACCCUCGUGGCUAGUAGAUCAGAAAACAAAGCUAAAGGUGCGCCGAUGCGCCAGUACAAUAAACCUAACUUUGCUUCCUCGUCGACUUCGUCUUUGCCAUCGACUAAAAACCGUUCCUCUCCCUACGAUAACAUGAACAACCAUUGUGCCACAGAUCACAGUGUGCUCCCACAAUACCAUUGUAGGCCAAACUCGUCCAGGCGUCACUCUUUAAUGACCAUUCCCGAAAAAUAUUCCGGUAGUCGCUAUAGCCUCCGAUCGUCCCCACCUACCUAUUCAAACCCACGUGUUAGGAAGGAGCUUACUCCUUUCCAACUACAAAGGAAGCAAAUGAAGACUGCUUUUCAAUUUCCCAAUGGUGAGAACUUCACGCCAAGAAACCAGAUAGCAAGGUUUCCGCCAUCUUCUUCAGCUCUUCCUAACUCCCCCUCUACUUCAUCGUUGCCUUUGACGCAGGCUGGAGGCUCAUCUUCGAUAGAUAACCAUUCCAUCGCCACUGGCACGACUAAUCGUUCUCCCAAGCAAACAAAUGUUAUUGGUGCCGAUCAGAAUGCUGAAUCAGAGUCUCCAAAAGCAAUUAGAUCAAAUUCCAAAAAGAUUUCUCGUUUUUUCAGGAAAAUUUGGUCUUCCAAGUCAUCAAAGUCCACAGAUACUAUAGAAGAAAAUAACAAAACAAAGCAGAAAAGGAAAAAUCCAGAGAGAGUUGUACCUGAACCAAUAACGUCUCUCGAACAACCGGUUGAAAUUACAAAACAGAGUUUUUCUAUCGUUAACAAUCAAGAAACAGCUUUACCUUUAAUUAGGGACUCUGAUAUAGUUCAAGAAUUGAAUGCACUCGGAGACGGUAACAAAAUACCGGUUCUCCCACCCCCUAGAUCACCAAACAGACCUACCCUGUCUGAUAAGCGAACUACAAAGUUAUACUACCGUAACCAAGAUUCGUCUAGUGAAGAUAUUGCUCCAGAGGAAAAAAACACCGUUUUCCUGAAGCGUUUGCAGGAUGAAUGGUCUACCGUAUAUUUAAAUAAAUUACCUUUGACCGCGUCUGUGCCAUCUUCUCUUUCUACCACCGCGGACGCAGCCAAUUCUUCCUUCAUCAACUCUUCAACAUCAUCACCAGUACCCUCUUCGUCGUCCUCGUCGUCAUUGGUUUCUCGUGGACCAAUGCAAUCCAUAUCUUCUUCUUCACCAACACCGGCACCUUCUUCAGGGUCAUCAAAAUCCAAAAAUACCGUCAAAUCCUUGCGCUUUGCGGAAGAGAUAUAUGUAAACGAUACGUGGUCCGCUGUGGACUAUUGCAGAUGUGACAAUACCUUUUUGAAUAAUUUCUCUAAAGUAAAGAGCCAGGACAUUGCUAAUCCUUCUACUUUUGUCGGUAACAACCUCUCAUCCACUAAAAACAUAUCAAAUAUUGAAAUCAAAUUGGAGGUGAAUGAGUUCAAAAGAAAGGAAAUGCGCGUUCACCAGGAUAGCGCUAGGUAUACACAUUACUACUUAUAA